AUGGCUUCGUCUCAAAAUAUAGACCUGGGAGGCCCAGGCCUGGCGAAAACGAAAAAAGGGGCCCGCAAGAAACCUGCAGAUGCAUUCAUCCCGCCACGAGGAGUGCUUCCUGACGGAACUGCUGUGGAUUUUGGCCACUCAGAUAAAAACAAGUCCAAACAACAACCAACACAGAAAAAGUCUCAAUCAGACAAGGCAUCCAAGGGACUCAAACAUAAUGCAGCGGUGGAAUCGACCACAAACAAUUUAAAGGACUUGUUGCUGGACUCGUCCCAAUCGCUGCCCGAUGGCCAGAAACCAGAUUUCGGCGGGCGUACGAAGAAGAAGACCCGCGAUAACCACAAGCAGCUGUCUACUACAUCCAAUAGAAACUCAGGGGUUACGAAUCUGCCAUCUAGUGCCGACUCGUACCUGAAAAAAUCUCCCCAUUCCCAAUGUUCGACGUCGAUGUCCUCCGUUUCCUCCUCCACCCCGGUAUACGCAGGCUCGUCCUUCCAUAGUGCGCCUUCGACAGUCUCUCUCCCCAAACCCUCUUUCCUCAAGAAAUGA
Molecule: messenger RNA, 549 nt
Organism: Ogataea polymorpha
Lineage: Eukaryota; Fungi; Ascomycota; Pichiomycetes; Pichiales; Pichiaceae
Exons: 1
Coding region: 1-549 (182 amino acids)
Source: RefSeq, a predicted model, not a curated record